Molecule: messenger RNA, 441 nt
Organism: Adineta ricciae
Lineage: Eukaryota; Metazoa; Rotifera; Eurotatoria; Adinetida; Adinetidae
Source: the annotation of a GenBank genome assembly
AUGGAAUUGUACAAAAUCUGUACCGAAUCCUUCAAUAUAAGAAUUGAACGAUUAGAAAUACUCUACAGCAAUACUCUUCAAUGUCCUUAUUCGAAAAUAAUUCUCGAUAAUCGUUUGUUUAUUACACAACUAGAAACAACUUUGCCUCCGGCGUGUAUGAGUCAUUUUAUCAAGGGUCGUACUGUUUGGAUCUAUUGGCUUAGUGGAAGAGAUUAUGUCAUAGACUGGGUACAUUCAGCUGAUUUUCGUCGAUGGGGAAGUGCAUUUUUCAUGUUAGAAAACAUCAAUAUAAUGAGUGCUGUUAGGAACUUUCAAUCGGAAUCUUUUCUUGUUAAUCAACCAAUGAUUCGUACUCAAUUUGAAGAUCAAAUCAACUUACAAAUUGGCCGAUUAUUAAAUGAUACAUGUAAUAGUUUUGUUCAAAAACAAGAAUUCUAUUAA